CUGACGUGUCUUCCGUUUCUCUUGGCAACAGGGGGACGCGGAGAAAAGACAGUUGUUUCACAGCCGAUUACUGAAAAAUGGCAGGAACUGAGCGCGCCAAAGUUGAGGAAACACUGAAGAGGAUCGAAGCCCAUAAAGAUGUGAUUGGAACAAUAAUAGUCAGUGCAGAGGGUAUUCCCAUUAGAACAACGUUAGAUAACGCCACUGCGGUUCAAUAUGGAGGACUUCUUCGCAACCUCACAAUGAUGGCCAGGAGCGCAGUGAGAGAUAUUGACCCUCAGAAUGACCUCACUUUCGUCCGUGUCCGUUCAAAGAAACAUGAGAUCAUGGUUGGACUCGAGAGCAACUUCCUGCUGAUUGUCAUCCAGAAGCUUUGUAAAUAGCUGCUGGACAUUUCCAUGGGAGUCAGUCUUUUGUUUGUCAUGCUGGUGCUUUGUCCAGGCAAAAUAUCUUUUUCCACUGUUACUUUGCUCCCGUACUGCAUAAUCCAUUUUUUUCACUUACUGAAGUAUGUCACCUUGAUUUACUUGAUGCAUUGUUCAUGUAGCCUGUCAAUCUGAUAAGUGAAAAACGUGAUAAACCUGAAUAAACGUUAGGGGAAAAAUAACAAACGCAGAUGCUUCUAUACAAUAAGAAAUUAACCAGGAUGUAUAAAAAUGCUGAGCUAGCUUUGAUCAGGACUUUCUAUCAAGAUGGCAAGAAUAAAAGUCUAAGGUGACUUUAAAAGGGAGAUCAUUACUUGACCCCAGGAGCUUUAGUUGCUCAACUGAUUAAAGCUGAGCAAUCCUUGUAACUUAAUUGAACAGGAGCAUUGACUUAAGUGGAAAGGGCAUUUAUCUCUACAUGAUAAGCACAUGCUUGACCCAGUUUUGGUCUCUGAUAACUCUGCACUGUGGAUCAGAUUUUUCUUGGCAUGGUUUGAAUUCUUUUGUCCUUUAAGAGAUGAGGGUCCCUGGAAAUCAACACAUUGUAACUAAUCACUUUUAUCCAGAUC
Plectropomus leopardus (leopard coralgrouper) is the source of this 994-nucleotide messenger RNA. Its product is annotated as dynein light chain roadblock-type 2-like. NCBI's taxonomy places the organism in Eukaryota, Metazoa, Chordata, Actinopteri, Perciformes, Serranidae. Gene Ontology annotation, cellular component: cytoplasmic dynein complex. Gene Ontology annotation, biological process: microtubule-based movement. The record is from RefSeq and is a predicted model, not a curated record.